Molecule: messenger RNA, 1112 nt
Organism: Epinephelus moara (kelp grouper)
Lineage: Eukaryota; Metazoa; Chordata; Actinopteri; Perciformes; Serranidae
Product: VIP36-like protein
Exons: 7
Coding region: 135-1097 (320 amino acids)
Biological process (GO): endoplasmic reticulum to Golgi vesicle-mediated transport; Golgi organization; endoplasmic reticulum organization
Cellular component (GO): COPII-coated ER to Golgi transport vesicle; endoplasmic reticulum-Golgi intermediate compartment; endoplasmic reticulum membrane
Molecular function (GO): D-mannose binding
Source: RefSeq, a predicted model, not a curated record
AAGGUAAUUCUGAAUACACUGUUUGACUUAAACGCCUGUUAUCAAGUUUGUCAGAGCUUUUAAUUUGGAAAGUAAUAACCGGAAGUAGAGUGAGGUUGGUCUUUUUUAAUCACGUGACUGUAAGGAGCGUAAAGAUGGUUGCCGCUGUAACUAAGUCAUACUCGGAUCGAUUGAGAACUUUCUGGUUCAUAUGUCCAAUGUUUCAUUGGAAAAACAUCCGUGAAUUAACAUGUUUGUUUGUUACCGUGUGUAUUUUGAUGAGGCAGUCGUUGGCAGACGACCGGGACUUUAUGGAGGACUUUUUGAAGCGGGAAUAUUCUCUGGCAAAGCCAUACCGUGGGUUGGGUUUCUCUAGUUCUUCACAGUGGGAUCUGAUGGGCACUGCUAUGGUUACACCUGACCAUGUGAGGCUGACCCCAGACCUGCAGAGCAGACAGGGAGCUGUGUGGAGUCGAGUUCCUUUCUUCGUGCGGGAUUGGGAGCUUAAGGUGCACUUUAAAAUCCAUGGCCAGGGAAAGAAGAAUUUGAAUGGGGAUGGCAUGGCUAUCUGGUUAACCAAAGAUCGCAUGCAGAAUGGACCUGUGUUUGGCAACAUGAACCAGUUCAUUGGUCUUGGGAUAUUUGUGGACACUUACCCCAAUGCCGACAAGAGCCAUGAUAGGGUUUUCCCCUAUGUAUCAGUGAUGCUGGGGAAUGGGACUCUGUCAUAUAACCAUGAUUAUGAUGGACGACACACUGAGCUUGGAGGUUGUACAGCUAUGACACGCAACGCAAUCUAUGACACAUUUCUCCUCAUCAGAUACUCCAAAAACAGGCUCAUGGUCAUGGUGGAUGUAGAUGGCAAGCAGGAAUGGAAAGACUGUGUUGACAUCUUAGGAGUGAGGUUACCUACAGGCUACUUCUUUGGUGCAUCCUCCGCCACUGGAGACCUAUCAGAUAAUCAUGACAUCAUCUCCAUGAAGUUGUACCAGCUGACAGUAGAGAGGACUCCUGAGGAAGAGGAGGAGGAAGAGGUCACCCUCCCUAGAGUUGACAACAUGGAACAGUUCCAAGGUAGAUGCACCAUGGCCCACUCCACUCUGUUGGCGUUAAAGUAAUCGAUUCUUUGUCAC